Messenger RNA from Hypomesus transpacificus, 2189 nucleotides. It is a transcript of the gene stx19, whose product is annotated as syntaxin 19. The record is from RefSeq and is a predicted model, not a curated record. Gene Ontology annotation, cellular component: SNARE complex; presynaptic active zone membrane; plasma membrane. The transcript has 5 exons. Gene Ontology annotation, molecular function: SNARE binding; SNAP receptor activity. Lineage: Eukaryota; Metazoa; Chordata; Actinopteri; Osmeriformes; Osmeridae. Bases 586 to 1497 code for a protein of 303 amino acids. Gene Ontology annotation, biological process: intracellular protein transport; exocytosis; synaptic vesicle fusion to presynaptic active zone membrane.
UGAUUUCCCUGGGAAGUGAAGAAGUGGUUCUGUGAGUGCAACAGACUCCUGACUAACUGUUGUACUUGGAGGUGUAACCCAGAGAACACUCACACACUCAUGUGUGGCUGUGGUAAGGAGUGGAGGGUUUGAAGACACUGAAAGAUGAUCUGAGGAGCAAAUAUUUAGCAAGAGGACUUUAUUUGAACAAGGAAUAUUUGUGUCAUGGAUUGGAUCAAGUGCUUGUUCUGUUCCUGGUCAACUCUGAAUAAGGGCAGCCUCUAAAAAAGAAACUUCACGGUCAACCAACAAUCAUAAGGGCUUGAAAAGCGGUAAAACUUUGAGACAAAUCGUCUGGUCCCACUAGGAUACCUCUUCGUUGAGACUGUGUCCUCUGGAGCGAGCUCCACCAGGAGGACUCUGCUGAGAGACUGUGUCCUCUGGAGCGAGCUCCACCAGGAGGACUCUGCUGAGAGACUGUGUCCUCUGGAGCGAGCUCCACCAGGAGGACUCUGCUGAGAAACUGUGUCCUUUGGAGCGAGCUCCACCAGGAGGACUCUGCUGAGAGACUGUGUCCUCUGGAGCGAGCUCCACCAAGGCAUUAACAUGAGGGACCGUCUGGCAGAGCUUCGCCAGAGGGCCCAGGAGUUCCGAGAGACUGGCAGUGAGAUGGACCCCAGCCCGUUCCCAGUCGAGGACGAAACAGAGGACCCAGCAGGGCUCGGGGUCAUGGCUCCCCAGGCAGUAAUGUUCGAAGAGGAACCCGUCCUGGAAAACUUCCUGUCCGAGGCCCAGCACAUCCGUGACAACCUCGCUGAGCUGGAGACGGAAGUGCUGAAGUUCAGCCAGCAGCAGAAGAGCCUAGUGGCCACCAUGCGUCGCUUCAGUGUGAUGAAGAAGGAGAGCGGUGUGACACGGGACAUCAAGCUGCAGGCUGAGAGUCUACAUCGACGUCUAGAAAUCCUCUCCAAGCAGGCAGAACGCACAGAGGCCCAGCACGGGCCGCCUGCAGCCGUGACACGAAUCCAACAGUCCCAAUAUGCAGCACUGCAUAGACGCUUCCAACAGGUAAUGCGUCAGUACAACGACAGCCUGCUGACCAAGCAGGAGCGAUGUAAACACUUCAUUGUUCGGCAGCUGGAGGUGUCUGGACGUGUAGUCACUGAGGAGGAAGUAGAUGAAAUGGUUGCUACAGGGAAGUGGGAUGUCUUCAACGAGAAUUUGCUGAACGAUGCCAAGAUAACCAGAACACAGCUGUCUGAAAUCGAACAACGUCAUAAGGAGCUACUGAACCUGGAGAGCAACAUGAAGGAGCUGAAGGAGCUGUUCAUGGAUGUGUUCCUGCUGGUGGAGGAGCAAGGGGCUUACAUCGACCACAUCCAGACCAACGUGGAGAAGACCCAGGACUACGUGAUGGUCACCAAUGAGAAGUUCAAGCUGGCCGCCAGGUACAAGAAGAAGAACCCGCUGAGGCAGCUCUGCUGCUGCUGUUGUCCACCCUGGAAGAGCUGCCUGUAGGGAUUAUCCAACCCUUGCUCCUAACAUUUGUCCUCAUUGUAGAGGGUUGCUGUUAGCCAGACUCACGCAAGUUGGGGAUGCUCAGAAAGACUGGACCCCACGCCGUAGGGUUGCCGUGGACAGACCAUUAGGCCCUCGGGCCAGGGAUGAGGUAGAGGGCUACUGGACUAGAGAUGCAGUAGGGUGCUGACAGUCGGUCAGAAGUGCAAGUCAGAUGAGAAGAAAUCAGUGAAGAAGAAAUCACACAGGAUACUGGACUCAGAGGGCUUGUGCGUUUGACAUUUUCAGUGUUUCUGAACUGUUCGGUAAAAAGCCUUGACGGCUUCUGACAGAGAACAAGGACAAGAGGCUAAAAAGUCUUUGUUGAUUGCUCAGUAAACAAAUAAAUAGUUAAUUCCAUGUUAGACAGUAGAUGUUCAUAAUCUUGAAAUGAAAACGUUUUUCAGAAAUGGUAUUGUAUGAUUACAGUAAUACAAUGGCAUGGAUGGCACAUUAUAGAAAAUCUAAAAUUAACAUUACACUUUUGCCAUACAUUUACACUUUUGGAUGUUUUUUUUUAUCUCAAAACAGACAUUUAGGUUUGUGUGACCAUUCUCAUGAGACAUUUCACACUUUCCAAAAUUAUAAAGAAACUGACGGUGUUGUUCUUUGGCAAGAUGUGCUUCUUAAAAUAUUAAAUCAUUGUCACAUUU